This is a messenger RNA of Kickxella alabastrina, 2016 nucleotides long. RefSeq lists its product as uncharacterized. Bases 183 to 1985 code for a protein of 600 amino acids. Gene Ontology annotation, molecular function: protein-macromolecule adaptor activity; ubiquitin protein ligase binding. Gene Ontology annotation, biological process: ubiquitin-dependent endocytosis. NCBI's taxonomy places the organism in Eukaryota, Fungi, Kickxellomycota, Kickxellomycetes, Kickxellales, Kickxellaceae. The transcript has a single exon. Gene Ontology annotation, cellular component: cytoplasm; plasma membrane; cytosol. The record is from RefSeq and is a predicted model, not a curated record.
GUCCAUUCAGAAGACAAAGGAAGGGAGGGUCCUUAUUGCCAUUGCCACAACCAACCGUCAUCUCUUUUAUCUUUCUUUAUUGUUCUUUUUAUUUGUACUUUUUUGUUUUUUGUUUUCUUCUAUACAUCUUUUUUCCUUGUAAAUAAUCGUCGACCUUCACACAAACACACACUUCGCCUCAUAUGUGGACUGGUAAUUCCUUAGAGAUCGUCCUGGAUAAUCCCGAGGUCCUUGUGCGCGGGUCCUUCGACGAAGCAUCGCCGGUGAUUAUCAGUGGCAAACUCGUAGUCCACCUGCAUGAGACCAUCCGCGUGCGGUCGCUCAAACUCAGUUUUUCCGGGCGCAUCGACAUAUUCGCCAGCCAAAACUCUGGCGGCAACAGCAGCAAAGACGAGCACCGCGAAAUCACAGCGCAAGAGUGGGUUUUUCUCGAGCCUCAGAAGCCAGCGGUAACAUGGGGGCCGGAAAGCAAAGUGUUUGCCUUCGACAUGCUCUUUCCGGGAGACAACCCCGAGACGGUUGUAACUGCGCUGGGGAAAGUCAAAUACCAACUGCACGCAACGCUAGAGCGCACCGGGUUUCAUGCCAAUCUGAAUACCAACUUGGACGUGGCAGUGAAGCGUGGGCCGAUGCCUGGGGCGCCCUGGGCGCUGGCACUGAUGGAGAGCAUUGAGACGUCGGGUAACUGGGAACGCCAGCUGGAGUACCGCGUCUCGGUGCCGACGCGGUCACUAAAGGAUGGCGAGCUCUUCCACACGCGCUUUGAACUGGAGCCGCGCACCAAGGGGUUGAAGCUGAUGGCCGUCGGCGUGCUGAUCAAGGAGUAUGCGCGCUACUAUAGCGCCCUGGGUGAGCCACUGGCCCGCAAUUCGCGCGUAAUCACACGUAAUGAAAACUAUAUUGGGCCCGAAGGCUCUUGCAGCACACAACCGAUGAGGGCCGAUGCCUGUAUGGAUUUGCUGGACGCCACUAGCGUGCAGAUCCCGAUGGUCGUGCCCGACGCAUACGAUGGGAUCCAGUAUGACGUGCUGACAGAUCUUAUUGAGGUACGCCACCGCAUCAAGUUCCUCAUUAAGAUCCGCGACGCGUCCAUGUUGGUGCACAAUAUCUUCAUUGCUGUGCCCGUGUCGAUCAUGCCGGUUACCGCGCGCGACGAUUCGAAUAUUCUGCCCAGGUACGAGACUGCGUUGCUUAACCCGGGCACCGUUAUAAUGCGGUCGAGUACACUGCCGCCGGCAUACGACCUUUCAGCAGCAGCAGCAGCAGAGCAGUUGUGCCCGGCAAUUGGACAGGGUACCGAUAUUGAUGGCUUCCCGGGCCCAUUACACCGUAGUGAGUCACAGUUCUACCUGGCAUCGCCAGACAUUUCGCCGCCAAUGAGCCCGGCCGGAAACACCCGCGCUGCCGAGCCCAUCUCAGACAUCCCAACAACCACCGCGAUGGCGCCCUCCCCUGCGCAACACUCCACAGACACUGCUUUGCUCACGCAUAGCGGCGAUACUCUGACGGAAAGAAGCCGGCGGUCGAGCAUUUCGUCCAAACACAGCUCUUUUCUCCCAGAGUACCUGACCAAUGGCAAGAUCUCGGACAAAGUGCGUGCAAUAUUCCACAGCCGGCAUAACAGUCAGACUGAUGAGCAUGGUUCCACAGGGUCGAUCAUCAGAUCAGUGACGCCACCGCUCCCCGUGCAUGUAAAUGCGCUAUCUGACCUGCACAUGAGGCAUAGUGCGACGCCGCAGCCGCUGCAGAAAUCGCUUUCUGCUGCAUCGGUGUCGGCGGGAAGGUAUAGGCAGCCGGUUAAUUUUGGCUUUUUGGGCGCUAUUUCGCUGCAGUUUGGUGCACAAGGACAGCCGCAGCCUGAGGAAUUGGAGUGUGGCGCCGUGGGGGAUGAGCCGGGGGCUGAUGUGAGUGAUGGUUCAGCGAAGAAACCAUCUUGUAAUGCAAAUACAGCUGCUCCUACGCCGCCGCCAAUGGUGUACCAAUAAGAUUAUAUAUAUCUUUUCAUUUAACACAAUU